AUCGCAGAGUACAUGGGAACUGCUAAUAGCAAACUGGAGGAGCAGAAGACGAUUCGUCGUGAAGACGAAGGCAAUUAGGGCAUAUCUCUGAAUGCAAAGCCUUCCCAGAAGACCGCCGGAGGAGGAAUCGAGGCUAAGAUUGCGAGUCCAAAAGCAUCACACGCUACGGGACUUCUUCAUCUUCUUUUCAAGUUUUCUAGUUGGUCGAAGAAUUGAUGUCUCGUAGGGACGAGGAAACAGAGUUGUAAAUUUUCUCACCUGGAUUUUCUGUUGUUAAAGAGUUCUUCUGUGGAUUUUUGACACAAUGGUUAACGGGAGUACUGUUGAUCAUUCGCUGGAUGUACGGUUGGAUAGGCGACUGAAGAGAAGGUUAGUUUCGAAUCGACAGUAUAAGAACUACUGUUGCAAAACUUCGAAGAAGCAUGAACUAGAAGAAUUCGAUGCGGAAUAUCGGAAAUUCUUAGAUAAUUUACCGAUGUUUGUGGAUAGCAGUGAGGAGAUUGUUGAGGCUAAACCUCAGGAUUUUGGGCGUGAUAAUGACGAUAAUGGGACUUCGCGCUGUAAAUGGUUGGUAGAUGAAGUUGAUCCUGUUUAUGAGAUGUUUUUUCAGCAUUUGAUUGAAGAGGGGAAAGCAUAUAAGCUUGAAAUUCCAUCAGUUGAUGGAAUGAAAGUGUAUGUGAAGUAUGAGGAAGACGAAAAAUCAAGCCCGAAGAAAGAUCAAAAUAGUAAAAAACCUGGAACUAUCAGGACCUUGACGAGUGCUUCAAGGAAAGAUGAGAUAGCGAGCACAGAUAAAGAAAGCCCGGUUCCUUUGUUUGAGGAAGAGUUCAGUCUGGAUUGUGCAAAACCUGUAUCUAAUGGGGUCAAUGGAAAUUCAAGCACAAUGCUCGGUACAGGUCUUCUCAGUUCUGCUAAGCGUCUUUCCCUAUCCGAUUCUGACUCGGAUAAUAUGGACGAAGACUAUAAGACAUUUUUGACAGAUUUUCUUUGUGAUGAUCGUAGAUAUCAAUUAAUGCCUCCAGAUGGUAGGCGAUUUGUCUAUGAGCACGAUGGAAGUAUCUCUAAGUCAGAAGUGGUGAAGAUGAACACCGAUUCAUGUAAGCGCAGCAGUGCUAGAUUUGGGAGAAAAUAUUUACGUUCCGCUAUGGAUAUAGAUAGUGGGAAGAGUCUUCAGAGUCCUGGUAUAUAUAAAAGUUCCAAUUUCAGGGAGAGGCUCAUAAAAGUUCUUCAAAAACCAUAUGAUCAACGUGAGUACGACUUUUUUCUUCAAGAAGUAGGCCGCCGUAGGCCACAUGUUCGUCAUAGAGAAUUACGUAGUAGAGUGCUAAAACCAUAUACACUGGAAUCUCGCGCCAAAUCAUAUCUUCAUCUCUAUGAUGAUCUUGCUAUGAAAAUUCAAUCAGUUCAAUAUGAUUGCCCCAGAACUUUGAACCUACUACGUGGCUUCUUCUAUUGGUUGCAGAAUUUGUCCCAUGAGGAUGCUUUUCAGCCUUGGAUGGACCCAUCAUGCCUGAAUGUGUUGCCACUCUCAUAACUUGGAAAUGUAGCUCAGUUUAAGCUCUUGUUUAAGUCACUGUAUUUGGUGAUGGAUAAAUCAGAUAAAACAGUGUCCUGAAUGUAUUUUGGUGGUCUUUGGUUUCAUGCUCUGUAAGUACGGUAUAAAGUUGGUGCUAACCAUUCAUUUGUUGCAUGAUCCACAUGAAGUAUAGGAAACACAUUCCUUCUGCAUAACUCAGAAGUGUAGCAUUUUUCCUUCUUAUUUGUGCGUUUCAUUCCCCUUUGAAUUUCAAAGGUCUCAAUGUAA
This is a messenger RNA of Cucurbita moschata (crookneck pumpkin), 1804 nucleotides long. RefSeq lists its product as uncharacterized. Lineage: Eukaryota; Viridiplantae; Streptophyta; Magnoliopsida; Cucurbitales; Cucurbitaceae. The coding region runs from base 305 to 1534 and encodes 409 amino acids. The record is from RefSeq and is a predicted model, not a curated record. The transcript is spliced from 6 exons.